AUGGCACAACCGGAACCGCUGCAGCAGUUCGAGCGCCAGUUCGAGGAAUUUGUCAAGAAUAACCCGAAUGUGCUGUCGGCGGCUAGAUCUGCGUCGCGCAUCCCCGAGUCUGCGAAGGCAGUAAUUAUCCUUUCGCCGCUAUCCCUGCAGCACCAAUUCCCCAGGUACUGGGUCUCGAAAAGCUACAAGAAGUCCAUAGUGGAGCGGCCCGAACGGCUGCUGGCGUCAUCGCUGGGGAUUGCCGCCGCGAUCACGAUGUAUCCCGCGCUGUUCACACUCAAGUCUUCGCACCACCGCCAGACUUCCCUGCUCUCACCUCAUGUACUCCGAGUGCAUGGCAAUGACUGGCCGAAAGCUAUCCUCCGCUUAUGCAAACAAUCAGAUGAUAGAAUCCAGAAACGGCAGCUGGAAGUUCCAGACGAGUGGAACGUGGGCGAUAUAUACCUCUGUCGUGGGACGAUAGACGCUCUGCAGGGGUCGAUAGGCGCGCUUGAGUCCGGCGUUGACUCAAUCUUUGACGGUCCAUCCGCCGCCUCGACUCCCAACCGGGCAUUUGUGGCAUUGCGUCCCCCUGGGCAUCACUCACAUACUUCCACGCCAUCUGGGUUUUGUCUGUUGAACAACGCACACAUUGCGGUGGAGUACGCUGCCUCUAGGUACGGUGUUACGCACGCCGCCAUCCUUGACUUCGACUUGCACCAUGGAGAUGGCACACAGGAUAUAUGCUGGAAACGUGCAGGCUUCAAGCCCGACGAUGAGGAGGAUAACGCGGCGGAAUACGACGACUUUGGAAAAAGGUUUGCUGAGUUCCCCAAGGUUGGAUAUUUCUCCCUGCACGACAUCAAUUCUUUCCCCACAGAGCAAGGUUAUGCACACAAGACGAGUAUCAAAGAUGCCUCUGUCUGCAUCAUGGAUUCGCACGAUGUUAAUAUCUGGAAUAUUCAUCUAACCGCGUAUGAGACUGAGGAGGAAUUCAACAAGCUCUACCAGACCAAGUAUAGGGCCAUCUUCGCCAAGGCAGACGAAUUCUUAAGAGUUAGCCAAAAGCGCAUGGCUUCAGAGGGAAAGAACUACAAGGGCCUCAUAAUUAUCAGCGCCGGGUUCGACGCCUCCGAACACGAGCAGCUGUCCAUGCAGCGCCAUGGUGUCCAUGUUCCAACCUCUUUUUACUGUGCUUUUACGAAAGACGCGCUAAAACUCGCUCAGAUGCACACCCAGGGCAAACUCUUGUCACUACUGGAAGGCGGGUACUCCGACGCUGCGCUCGUCUCUGGCGUGUUCUCCCACUUGAUUGGCAUGCAGAAUCAGAAUUGGAUACCAGAGUGGGGCUCAGCACAGGUAAUAAAGGAAGUUUGCAGGGGUUGUAGGCCCAAUUGGAAGGCGUACAAGACCAAGCGCUCGCGCGACGUUAUCCGCAACUGGGCAGAGGAAGUCAUCAAACUCGGCAGGAGCAUGAUACCGGAGUUCCAGGAGACCUUCUUUGCAGACACCGCAACAGCAGAACCGCCCGCGGCGCGGAUGACUCGAUCGAAACACAACGAAAUAAUCGCUAAGGUGGAUGACUCGGCCCUCGCGCUGCGCUCCGAUACCCCGUCGCCUCCUGAAAGAAAGCCUCUGGGGGCCACCAAAGCCACGCCGCAUGUCAGAUACGCGUCGGGCACUGUGCAGCCUCUCCACACGGACUCAGAGGACGACGACAAGGAUGACUACGUCUACGACGAGGCCUUGAACAGGACCUUCAACAGGACCGUCGAGGACAUCACAGUCGAUGACAUUUCAAAGCACCUCGAAACCCUGGAGAUAAUCCAGGAGCCGGUGCCGUCUCGCCAACACCAACUCGUCCUGGACCCCGAACCACAGCAUGAUCCGGCUGCCAGCGCCAACGCCAGCUCCAAGUACCGCGUCCCGCAGCUAGAAGCUACACAGCGGGCGAGGCGCAUGAAGUCAUCCAAGCCCCCCAACAUUGAAGACAGCGAUAUUUCCAUGAUAUCCCAUUUCUCCGCGGCCGACAAGCGCCGUACUACUCAGGGCAGCCGCAAUAAGUGGUGA
Messenger RNA from Eremothecium gossypii ATCC 10895, 2049 nucleotides. It is a transcript of the gene HOS3, whose product is annotated as histone deacetylase. The transcript has a single exon. NCBI's taxonomy places the organism in Eukaryota, Fungi, Ascomycota, Saccharomycetes, Saccharomycetales, Saccharomycetaceae. Gene Ontology annotation, cellular component: nucleus. Bases 1 to 2049 code for a protein of 682 amino acids. Gene Ontology annotation, molecular function: histone deacetylase activity. The record is from RefSeq and is marked provisional.